GAGAGAGAGAGAGAGAGAGAGAGAGAGAGAUUCUCCAACCAAACCGCAGGCAGAGACACAGUGAAUUUCUGCUGGUCGGUCUGCUUGCCGGUUUGUGAACGAACUCAGGGGCCGAUGAUCGAACCCUGUUCAGUAGCACCUGAAUACCGAGGAGGAGAGGAGCGAGCGAGCGAGCGAGCGAAAGAGCGCAGCGACCUGACUCUCGUCUCCAGUCUCAGCGAACAGAACCGUCGUUCUCCGGAUGAGCGCGUUCACUCCGGCGGCUCCGGCUCCAGGUGGACAGUAUGACAGUGUAGGCACGCUGGCACAAGUUGUGCGAAACAACUGAAACACGCGUUGGACUUCUGGUGUCCUGUGUGAGCGCAACGUCUCCAUGUCCAUCUGACAAAGAGGUAGCGAUCUGGACUAAAGCUUUCAGAAAACAAGUUAGGUGGAAACUCUUAAUUAUUACAUAAACAUACAUUGUACUGCUUCGGGACUAUUAAACACGAGGAAGAGUUAAAAGUCAUUAUAAGAGGCACAAGGAAGUUUCAGAUUUCGAAGACGACGGAAUCAAGUUUUGGAGAAGCGACUAAGUCUACUACUGCUGGAAAAAGGCGAGAGAAAUUUUGGAGAUGGAUGUUGCAGCUGAUCAGCCCCGGUGGAUGGCUCAUCAUCACGCCGUACUGAACGGUCAGCAUCCAGACUCGCACCACCCGGGCCUGACUCACAAUUACAUGGAGCCCACGCAGCUCCUGCCGCCGGACGAGGUGGACGUGUUCUUCAACCACCUGGACUCGCAAGGGAACCCCUACUACCACAACUCGGCUCACGCCCGUGCCAGAGUCUCCUAUAGCCAAGCUCACGCUCGCCUCACGGGGAGCCAGGUGUGCCGACCGCACCUGAUCCACAGCCCCGGCAUCCCGUGGCUCGACAGCGGCAAGGCGGCUCUGUCUGCCGCCCACCACCACAACGCGUGGGCCGUGAGCCACUUCAGCAAGCCAGGCCUUCACCCCGCCGGCUCCGGUGCUCCGGGCGGCCUCUCCGUCUACCCGUGCAGCAGUACCUCCAACACGGCCUCAGCCUCCUCACUGACCCCCGCGUCCCACUCCAGUCCUCACAUCUACAGCUUCCCACCCACGCCUCCCAAGGACGUGUCCCCGGACCCGGGAACCGCCUCCCCCGGCUCCUCCAACAGAAUGGACGAGAAGGAGUCCAUCAAGUACCAGGUGUCCUUAGCGGACGGAAUGAAGAUGGAGGGAACCAGUCCGAUCCGGAGCAGCUUGGCGUCCAUGAACAGCCAAACCCCGUCCACGCAUCACCCCAUCCCGACGUACCCCGCGUACCCGCUCCCGACGGCGCACGACUACGGCGGCAGCCUGUUCCACCCCGGCAGCCUGCUGGGGGGCUCCUCACACAGCUUCACCCCAAAGAGCAAGAGCAAGACUCGGUCGUGCUCAGCAUGCUGCUCAGAGGGACGUGAGUGCGUCAACUGCGGAGCCACCUCCACGCCCCUGUGGCGACGGGAUGGCACUGGACACUACCUCUGCAAUGCCUGCGGCCUCUACCACAAGAUGAACGGCCAGAACCGACCCCUCAUAAAACCCAAGCGCAGACUGUCCGCCGCGAGACGCGCGGGCACGUGCUGCGCCAACUGCCAGACCACCACGACCACACUGUGGCGGCGCAACGCGAACGGCGACCCCGUGUGCAACGCCUGCGGACUCUACUACAAACUGCACAACGUCAAUCGGCCGCUGACCAUGAAGAAGGAGGGAAUCCAGACUCGCAAUCGUAAGAUGUCCAACAAGUCCAAGAAGAGCAAGAAGGGCAGCGAGGGCUUUGAAGAGCUCUCCAAGUGCAUGCACGACAAAGCCUCGCCCUUCAGUGCUGCUGCGCUGGCUGGCCACAUGUCCCAUAUGGGUCAUCUGCCACCCUUCAGCCACUCUGGACACAUGCUGCCCACUCCCACGCCCAUCCAUCCUUCCUUUGGCCACCCCCAUCAUUCUAGCAUGGUUACGGCCAUGGGCUGAACUGUACCAACACCCCGCUGAUCCACUAAGCUGCCCAGGCCAGUUGAGUGGUAGGGGAGGGGUAGGGCCUGCAAGAGUUCUAGAGUACCAUGGCUGGCUGGAUUGAGGGGGAGGUGAUGAUCUUAAGACGUAAUUUGACAGUGUUCUUCUAUUCCUGCACUGCAGAGGAACUGGAGCGAGUAAAUAGGGGAUGUUUUCUCCCUGUCAUUGUAAAGAUCAUCUUUAGAAUACUGGGUGCAAAAUUAGACUUCAUAUUUUGCUUUUCAUCACUUGGUACCUACUUAGAUAAAGUGUAACAUAUUAGUGGGGUCCCUGGGGGUCCCUUUGUCUCUCUUGUAAUCCAAAAGUGACCCUGUUGCUGCCCCGGCCCCCUGCUGCCCACCCACUGACAGGACCUUUAGUGGAGUGCGGCGACACCACAAAAAACUGUGAAUAUUGUAAAUGUCUACGAUACGAGAGGCGGGUCUGCCAGGAGAUGCGGACUGGCUCACUCUGCUUGUUUCAACAAAUGUAUGCUGGAUUUCUGAUCAUGGACUUCUCCUAUUUUUAAAAAAAACUUUAUGAAAAAAGGACAAGGAAACGAGCAAACAAAAAUUUAUAAAGGUUAAUUUUAAAGCAUUUUAUUAUAUUAUUAUUAUUAUUGUUAUUAUUAUUUUUAUCUGAUAAUUUAUUUUCAAUCUGCCUUUAUGUCCUUUCCUAAAACAUAUAAAUAUUGUUAAAGUUUCUGUUAUUAAUUAAACACUGACUUGUUUUAGCCAA
Messenger RNA from Scleropages formosus (Asian bonytongue), 2771 nucleotides. RefSeq names its product GATA-binding factor 2-like. Gene Ontology annotation, molecular function: DNA-binding transcription factor activity, RNA polymerase II-specific; RNA polymerase II cis-regulatory region sequence-specific DNA binding; zinc ion binding. The record is from RefSeq and is a predicted model, not a curated record. Lineage: Eukaryota; Metazoa; Chordata; Actinopteri; Osteoglossiformes; Osteoglossidae. Gene Ontology annotation, cellular component: nucleus. The transcript is spliced from 6 exons. The coding region runs from base 615 to 2012 and encodes 465 amino acids. Gene Ontology annotation, biological process: positive regulation of miRNA transcription; positive regulation of angiogenesis; negative regulation of transcription by RNA polymerase II.